Molecule: messenger RNA, 1395 nt
Organism: Insectozyma verbasci
Lineage: Eukaryota; Fungi; Ascomycota; Pichiomycetes; Serinales; Debaryomycetaceae
Source: the annotation of a GenBank genome assembly
AUGAGAACAUUAUCAAAAGAGUUUAAUUUUCCAAGUUCAUUCUUUAAGACUACUGCUGCUCAAUGGAUAAAUACUCCUCAUGAAGAUCAAAGUGUAUUUACUCGAUCAUAUAUAUUAAGAAAUAUAAUUUUUUGUAUUAUAAUUUCAAAUGUUAUAAAUUUUUUGUAUAUCAAUUUAACACUACAUUUCAGUGAAAUUGAUGUUGUGCAAUUGUUGAAAACUAGCCCAAUGGCUGAAAAAUCAAGUUUUAGUUAUCAAUUGGAAAGUGUUUUACAUGGAAUUUAUUUGAAGAAUGAAGAUUUAUAUUUAAAGAAUAUUAAUGAUACAACAAUCGUAACUGCUCCGAUAAUCAAAUUUAAUAAUAAGAGAUUGAAAAUAAAAUUAACUGAGAGAUUGUAUGGGAAAUACAAGAGAGGGUAUAGAUUCUCAACUAAUAUUCUAAGAGAUAUUGGAUCUUCUAGAUUAUUCACAAAUAAAGAACUCACUAAAGAGACUUUAUCAAUAGUUUUGAAUAGAUUAUAUCAUGAAAGUAAACACUUGGACGUUCAGAAAGUUAUAAACAAGGUCUUGACAGUGAUCACAUUAGUUUUAAUCAAUAAGAUCAUAAUUUUGAGUUGUUCAAUAUCAAUGAUAUUUUUGUUUGUAACUUUACAUUACCUUCCCAAAGACAUAAAUUGGCAUUAUUUCAAUAUUACACUGCUAUUUGCAUUCGAUUUCAUUUGCUCAAUAAAUGUAUUAAUCAUCAUCGUAGGAAGAUUUGUGGUAUCUGUUUUUGAUUGGGGUUCAGUUUAUUUAAUUUUGGAAUUCAUUUCAUUUCUAAUUUUAAAUUUUGUGUUUUUACAAACUCAUAAAUUAUUCAUGACUACAAUAUAUCUCGAAAAGCAGUCUAAUUCAUCAUCUGUUUAUUCUGAUAAAUUACCAAAACUGAUUCAACAACAAAUUAGAAAUGGACAUGAAGAAGAAAUAAUCGAUCAAGUUUCAUCGUCUACCAAUUCAAAGAAAUCAUUACAAGUAGUCUUGCCUAUUCCAGUUGAUGAUUUAAAUCCCAACUUUGAACAAUAUAUAGUUACAAAUGCACCAUCGCCUACAAAACAACCAUAUAUGCCAUAUCAAUCAAUUUCAAAACAUAUUGAACAUCCAAGUAGAAGAAAAUCAACAAGUGAUGUGACACCAUUUCUUAAAUCAUCAUCAUUUAAAAUGUCGAAUUUAACUACAUCAUUUGAUUUAUCAAUCUCAGACACAACAGAAUCUCCAAAAACAACAUCAAAUAUAGCAGAGCAAAAGGAAAUUGUCGAAACACCUAAAACCACAUCAGAUAUUGCGAAACAAAUAGAAAAAACAGAUGAUAAUGAAAACAAGAGAAGAUGCUUAACUGCACCAAUUAAUUCAAAAUGA